Messenger RNA from Callorhinchus milii (elephant shark), 364 nucleotides. RefSeq lists its product as uncharacterized. The record is from RefSeq and is a predicted model, not a curated record. The transcript has 2 exons. Bases 26 to 331 code for a protein of 101 amino acids. NCBI's taxonomy places the organism in Eukaryota, Metazoa, Chordata, Chondrichthyes, Chimaeriformes, Callorhinchidae.
CCAUCUUCUCCUUUCUUCCUGCUUCAUGCUCGUAGCGGUAAACAUAAUCCCCAACAUUGUGGACAACAUCAAGAUGAUGCUUAAAGUCCUUGAGUGCAUCACUCGUUCCUCAUCCGAGAGCUUUGUGAAUUCAUCCGAAUUAUUGAACGCGGCUAUAGAGGUAUUGGGCCACGAUGUAAAAACUGUGAUCAAGAAAUCUGCAGAACGUCAGCUUUUGUCAUCAAAAUCAAGCUUCACAUUCAAUCCAGACAUCAAUCAGUCAGUGAUCAUGGAAAGUAUACAAGCUUUUGUCAAACAGAUCCAAAGUGGAUGCGUCGCAUUUCUGGUCUAAAAUUUUUCCAUUCCUUCCAAAUGAAGAGAUAAU